AUGACGACAGCAAGCUUCUCCCACAUUGACACCAAUUCUUACACGGGCACGCCUUGGGCCAAAGUGGACGGCCCCGGGACGUCUUUCAGUCGUCUAUGGCACAAACGCUCUGUACACAAUCUUCGCGGUCGGGAACAUGAGUACAGCACCGACAACGCCGGUUUCGCCGUCUACCAAUACCCUGCUAAAGAGAAGCUGUUCACCGACGAUGCCGUGGUGCGGAACGAGUACUAUGCAGAAGUCGAGUCUCUACUCCGAGACAAGCUCCCUGGCAUCAAGAAGAUUGUAAUCUUCGACCACACCAUCAGGCGUAGAGAAAAGGACGCUCCUCGCCAACCUGUACAGCAAGUCCAUGUCGAUCAAACACCUGGUGCGGCAGAAGCACGCGUCCGCCGCCACUUGUCGCCAGAAGAGGCCGACCAGCUCGUUCAAGGCCGCUACCAGAUUAUCAACGUUUGGAGGCCAAUCCAGAACCCUGCCUCAGAUCACCCGCUCGCCGUUAUUGACUGGCGGACGACUUCUCCCGAGGAUUUCGUGGCCACCGACCUCAUGUACCCGAAGCGCACGGAUUCCCUGGACCUGGACGACCGCGGCAAAGAGAAACUGCCCGACCCAAACAGCUACACCUCCACAGAAGGGUACGAGGUCAAGGGCGAAACCAUGUCUGUGGCGCCUAAUGAAAAACACAAAUUUUACUACCAAAAGGAUAUGACGCCGGAUGAGGUCAUGCUCCUCAAAUGCUUUGAUAGCUACGGCGAUGGCAUGCCAAUGGGGAAAAAGGGCAUCGCAGUAAGAACACCACACACUGCUUUUGAGGACCCCGACACGCCUGCCUCGGCACCAGGAAGACAGAGUAUUGAAGUGCGAUGUCUGGUGUUCUACGAGUAGUUUGACAAUACUGUCAACAUAUCUAAGAG
Molecule: messenger RNA, 917 nt
Organism: Exserohilum turcica Et28A
Lineage: Eukaryota; Fungi; Ascomycota; Dothideomycetes; Pleosporales; Pleosporaceae
Exons: 1
Coding region: 1-888 (295 amino acids)
Molecular function (GO): oxidoreductase activity
Source: RefSeq, a predicted model, not a curated record